AAAGAUCAGCAUAGGGAAUUUGGCUCAUUUGAGAUCUUUGGCGUUCACCUUGACUCUAGGGAAAGUCCAAAGCAAGUCCCCCUUUGGCCACCAACUAGGCAACAUGAAGGCCUGGGUCUCCCUGACAGUGACCAUGCUCUGCGGCCUGGCCUGGGCUGGAAACAUGGAAUCAUGUGCAUCUCGCUGUGAUGAGGAGUUUGACCGUGACGCCAUCUGCCAGUGUGACCACAAGUGUCUCAUGCACGGGGACUGCUGCGACGAUUACGAACAGCUGUGCAUGGCGGAAGAGGCGCCCGCCCAGCCGGAGUCAUUCCCGGAAGUGGAGGAAGAGCCGCUGGCCCACAGCUUGUACUCGGCGCCCAGCUCCUGCCAGGGCCGCUGCCGCGAAGCCUUCGACAAGCAUCAUGUCUGCCACUGUAAUGACCGCUGUCAGGAGUUUGGGAACUGCUGCGAGGAUUUCGAGAGCCUGUGUGGCGAUCACGGGGGCUUCUCCCACAGCAGAGACACCAUAACCAAAGAAGAGCUGCAUGGUAUCUCUGAGAAGAUCUACAAAGUGGACACCAACAAAGCCCAGAAGGAAGACAUUGUUCUUAACCCGCAAAACUGCAUUCCCCCAUCAGAGACCAGAGACCAAGUAGACCGCUGCCCAGAGCUGCUCUUCACCUAUGUCAACGAGAAGCUGUUCUCCAAGCCCACUUAUGCGGCCUUCAUCAAGCUGCUCAACAACUACCAGCGGGCUACAGGCCACAGUGAGCACUUCAGCACCCAGCAGCUGGCUGAGCAGGACGACUUCCUUAGAGAGAUCAUGAAGACAGCAGUCAUGAAAGAACUCUAUGGCUUCCUGCAUCACCAGAACCGCUACAGCUCUGAACAAGAGUUCACUGAUGACUUGAAGAACAUGUGGUUUGGACUCUAUUCACGAGGCAAUGGAGAGGUGGACUCGAGUGGCUUUGAACAUGUCUUCUCAGGUGAAGUCAAAAAGGGCAAGGUCACCGGCUUCCAUAACUGGAUCCGCUUCUAUCUGCAGGAGAAGGAGGGCUUGGUUGACUACUACAGUCACAUCUAUGAUGGGCCUUGGGAUUCCUAUCCUGAUGUGCUAGCAAUGCAAUUCAACUGGGAUGGCUAUUAUAAGGAAGUGGGCUCAGCUUUCAUCGGCAGCAGCCCCGAGUUCGAGUUUGCACUCUACUCCCUCUGCUUCAUCGCCAGACCAGGCAAAACGUGUCAUUUAAGCCUGGGUGGCUAUCCCUUGUCCAUCCAGACCUACACCUGGGACAAGACUACCUAUGGAAAUGGCAAGAAGUACAUCGCCACGGCCUACAUUGUGUCUUCCACCCAGUAGACCUUUAAGCCAGACAGGGCAGCAAGGGCUCUUGCAGGACUGAGAUCCUACCUGCUUUGGGCUGGAGAGGAAAGUGAGGAGACUGAGAGGAAAUUCCCAAUCCUAAAUCAGUGAAAGGGAUUUCUGAGGCCAAAAAUACAUGGGAAAAAGAAAAGGUACAAAUUAGGAAAAUGCAGACAAAUGAACUUUUAUCCUCCAGUAUUUUAGCCACAUGGACUGAAAAUUAGAAUCCAGACAGAAGGUGGGAGCCGUUGGUAGCUGUUUGCACUCAUGCGUGGUGGUGCCAUGAACAAGUCCUUUGACCUCACUGGGCCUUGUGCUUCCUUCCCUUGCGUGUACAGUGAAGGAAUCCGCCCUCUUUCCUGAUUUGGGGAUUGGUAAGAGGGCAAACCUGAUAUUCUUACUGUGAAAGUGUCUCCAAUUGUUCUUAGGAAGAACUCAAGAUUACUAUAAUGGCUGUAAUUGUACACAGCUCUGCAAACUGCAAUUCAGCCCUAUGUCAGGGGCCUCAAAGAAGUCAGACCACAGAAGCCAAGAAGUGGGUCUUUGGUCUCUUCUGGAGUUAGGUCCUCUCGGAAGAGAGUCUGGAAAGAGUCCACACAGGUGGGAGCAGGGUGAUGGUUGGGGCAGUGAGUAGGCUGGGGCAGGGUGGCCUUCUCUAGGCUCUGAGUACUUCCAUGGCCAGUUUAGGGUCUGGAUCCAGAAGCUUCCAAUUUGUAAUAAAAAGACUGUUUUGAUCCCAAAUUGGUUUUGAAAGAAUUCUCCUUAUAAGAAGGUUUAGUACCAGAAGCAGAAGGGAACCUAUAGCUUGGUGUCAAUGAAUAUAAUAUACAUUAAGGCUUAUCUAGCUGUUGUAAUUGGAAUCACUCUAGGAUUUACUCCAGGCUCCCUGUCUCAACCUCAAUGAUGCAGUUUUUUUCUCUGAGCCCCACUUGGCACCAUAUGCCGCCCCACAGAGCCAGGCUUGCAUCUUAGAGGGGUCGGAUCUCCAAUUAAAGUCAUGUAAGGAAACUUGAAA
Cavia porcellus (domestic guinea pig) is the source of this 2357-nucleotide messenger RNA. It is a transcript of the gene Endou, whose product is annotated as endonuclease, poly(U) specific. Gene Ontology annotation, molecular function: scavenger receptor activity; RNA endonuclease activity; polysaccharide binding. Bases 104 to 1339 code for a protein of 411 amino acids. The record is from RefSeq and is a predicted model, not a curated record. Lineage: Eukaryota; Metazoa; Chordata; Mammalia; Rodentia; Caviidae. The transcript has 10 exons. Gene Ontology annotation, biological process: immune response.